CAGUGUCAGCCAGUUUUGCCUGGGGGCAACGCCUCUAACAUUUGUCUCCUAAUUACUGGUAUCGAACUUGAAACAGGAUUUAUUAACUCACGAGAACAGUAUUCUGAUUUUAACUGCAAGAGCAUUAUUGAGGGAAUAUAUUCAUUCGAGUAUCGAAUUGUUGGCAGCACUGGAGUUUGUCGAAGUCCAAAUAGUAUACUAAGGGCUUGUCAGCGACAAGGAUCACCCUUACGCGACAACUCAGUUUACGAACAAACUUUCGGAUUCUGUCCUAACUUCUUCGAGACUUCAGUCCUGGAAGAGCCAAACAUCGUGUAUGGCAAAGCAAAUAUUUGGCGUUGCUACGCGCGCUGGGUCGCCGCUGAUGGAACCGUGUGGGCUGCGGUUGAGUACGACACCAACAUGCCGAAAUUUAAAUACCGCUGCCUCACAACUCGCAUUGAUCAACAGAAUCGGCGGGAUAUCAUCCAAUGGGGCAUGACAGUGGACGCUGAUUGCAAAAACCUUAAGAACUACUUCACCGCUCCAAUCCGCCUGAUUCUUGAACCAUCAUUCGACCCAGCCACUCAGCUUGUUGAAAUGCAGCCAAGCUGCAAGCUUCCAACCAACUACAGCGGCAACUGGUUUUACCCAAGCGAGUACCAAACUUCGGUGCAAAUCAAUGCAACGCAUAUUUACAUGCGACGUAGACGCGACUACUACACGUAUGAAGACAUUUACUUUGUUUGUCGUCAACAACAACUUUCGAGGUACCUAAUGGCUGUCGUCACUCGAGGACAGUGCGAAAUCGAUUUUAUGUGCUUCGAACUGGUGCCACGACACCAUAAUAUCGCGCGCUUCCGCAUGGGUCGACCGUUCCCCCUGGAACCCGCCACGAAGGCCUCCCUUGGCGAAUCGGAGUACAUGUUGCGCAUGUACAAGGAGGCCUGCCACUGGAGCAGUUUCACGCUCAACUACAUUGAGUGGACGUACGAGUACUUCGUCCUUGACCCGCCUGUGCCAAUCAACUGUCCCAUUCAGGGCAAAUUUAAGUUCAUUCAAACCGGACAAGAGGCCGAAAAGUACGUCUUCAAGAUGCCGAAUGGAAUGACGCCUCGACCCUGGCUCCAAGUGCUGUGCUACCACUACUGGCAGACGAACAUCGAGGCGUGCCUCAACGACGGAAAGAUUCUCAAACUCGACGUGGAGAAGUGCUGGCGUCUAGACUUCGCUGGCCGACCCAUUUCAGAGUACGACGUCACCGACAACUACAUUGCCUGUGUCGGCUUCUGGAUGGAGGACACCAAGUCCUACCUCAUCACCUACGAUCGUGAGGAUCCGGUUACAAACAGGUUCCGCUGCUGGGUGUACCAGCGGCUCUCACUUCGAUCCUACGCAAUGUCUCGCAGCCUUGGCAACCAGUGUGGCAAGACGCAAACCGCUGAGUCAUCCCUACCAGAAGAAGGCGCUUCCCUGCGCCUCGAAUUAAUGGAGGAUGAGUACGAAUUCGAUGUCUGCCCAAUGAACUACGACGACGGUCGAAACCCCUACGCCAAUCCCGCUGUCCUUAACGUCUACGCCCACGCACCCCGCGCCGUCUUAGUCCCCCAACAUGGCCUCUUAACCAUGCUCUUAACUUGUGUACUUUUACAGAUCAUAUGUGCGCUCGCGGACGCACGCGCACGUGCGCACCAUCAUGCAAACUCAGCAGCCAAUCACUCACAUGAAGACUGCUCGUGGUGGCUGAUGCUAGCACGACAAUUAUGGUCACCAAUUCUUAUUGGCUACGGCCUAUUGCCAUAUAUGGCAGUUGAGAAAAUCUAUAUAAAGCGUGACGCCGAGUCGAGUUCGGCUGUCCUUCGUUGUCUUGUCUUGGUUCUACUAGCUAUGGGUGACGCUGAAGAUAUCGCCGCUCUCGUUGUCGACAAUGGUUCGGGUAUGUGCAAGGCUGGCUUUGCCGGUGACGAUGCCCCCCGCGCCGUCUUUCCUUCCAUUGUUGGUCGUCCAAGACAUCAGGGGGUUAUGGUCGGCAUGGGACAAAAGGACAGCUACGUUGGCGACGAAGCCCAAUCGAAGCGUGGUAUUCUCACUCUGAAGUACCCGAUCGAGCACGGCAUUGUUACCAACUGGGACGACAUGGAGAAGAUCUGGCACCAUACCUUCUACAACGAACUUCGUGUUGCCCCGGAGGAGCACCCAGUUCUUCUGACUGAGGCGCCUCUGAAUCCCAAGGCUAACCGCGAGAAAAUGACGCAGAUAAUGUUUGAAACGUUCAACUGUCCUGCUAUGUACGUCGCCAUCCAGGCUGUUCUUUCUCUUUACGCCUCUGGUCGUACCACGGGUAUUGUUCUCGAUUCCGGUGAUGGUGUUACCCACACCGUGCCUAUCUAUGAGGGUUACGCGCUUCCUCAUGCCAUUCUCCGUCUCGACUUGGCUGGACGCGAUUUGACCGACUACCUCAUGAAGAUUCUGACGGAGCGUGGCUAUGCCUUCACGACCACUGCUGAGCGCGAAAUUGUUCGUGACAUCAAGGAGAAGCUCUGUUAUGUGGCUCUUGACUUCGAGCAGGAGAUGGCCACCGCCGCCUCCAGCUCCUCCCUAGAGAAGUCGUAUGAGCUUCCCGACGGCCAGGUAAUCACUAUUGGCAACGAGCGCUUCCGUUGUCCUGAGGCUCUAUUCCAGCCAAGCUUCCUUGGAAUGGAGUCGGUGGGCAUCCAUGAGACAACGUUCAACUCAAUCAUGAAGUGUGACGUUGACAUCAGGAAGGACUUGUACGCCAACACUGUGCUCUCUGGUGGCUCCACCAUGUACCCUGGCAUCGCUGAUCGCAUGCAGAAAGAGAUCACUGCUCUCGCUCCGAGCACCAUGAAGAUCAAGAUCGUUGCUCCGCCAGAGCGCAAGUACUCGGUCUGGAUCGGUGGCUCCAUUCUUGCUUCCCUUUCUACAUUCCAGCAGAUGUGGAUCUCAAAGCAGGAGUACGACGAGUCUGGGCCCAGCAUUGUUCACCGCAAAUGCUUCUAA
Molecule: messenger RNA, 3000 nt
Organism: Mesocestoides corti
Lineage: Eukaryota; Metazoa; Platyhelminthes; Cestoda; Cyclophyllidea; Mesocestoididae
Source: the annotation of a GenBank genome assembly